Molecule: messenger RNA, 1961 nt
Organism: Vollenhovia emeryi
Lineage: Eukaryota; Metazoa; Arthropoda; Insecta; Hymenoptera; Formicidae
Exons: 6
Source: RefSeq, a predicted model, not a curated record
UCGUCAGGCUCGUCCCCCUUCCCGACACCGACGAGCCGGCUCGAUUCGGGAAUACAAGCUUGGCUUUAAGUGCGCCGCCGCAUAAACAGCCUCGUGGCAUUGCUAUGUAGAUACUCCUAUGCCAAUACUAUGUAAAUAAUCUCUUAACAAGCUUUGUAUAUUAUAGUCGCCGUGUAAGCUUCCUCGCAGCGUGUCGCGAUGCCUCGUUCGCUCCCGAUCGAUCUUGUCGUCGGUUCCCGACGAGGCGGGCGGGAUGUUGGAAAUCCCCGUAUUCCCCUUGACUCGUGUGGGAAUUCCUUGGCGCUCGAUCUGAGCCGCGAUCACGCAUAAGGCCACGUGCUCCACAAGGACAAGUCGGGGGGCGAGACGCGUAAACAGUGUAUACGCCGCCGAGUGAGUCGCGUUCGGCAGUCGUGUCCGAGCACUUCGUUCCGCGCCCGGCUGAUUCGCGCUAUUAUCGCUCGGCUGUGCUUUCGAGUGCGAUACUCUUUAUACACCAGUAACGAUUCGCUCAGCUGUAAACUCGAGUGCGAUCGUUGCAUAGUCAAUAGAAUAAAUCCACCCUUUUGUUCGCCAUUUACUCAUUAUUCUUGUUUGUCCGACUUUUAUGAGCCUUCCUUGCCGCUCCCGCUCGUCAGUGCUCCGUGAGUUCCGACGUGCCUAGCGAUCGCGCGGACGCGCUGGCACUCAAGUAGACUUAGUUCUGAGCACAUCGAUUGUUCUGAGACACGAGUCCGGUAAAUCAUUCUAUCUUAACGCUUUUGUCUCGGUCGUGUGCAAAGUGUUGUGCAACGAAUACUGCCUCAUCAAAGCCAUUCUCGAAGAGGGUAUUCUCCGCAAAUAUCUUGCAGCUUUUCUGGCAGAUAUCUUACAAAGAUCCCAAAAGGAUAAGAUCUGCUGCUUACAUGUCAGCUACGUGUCGCUAAAUUGAUAACGAACAAGAGUCCUGCACAAUAUUAACGGCAUAUAAAUUAUGGCACAUAAACAACAAUACGCUCUUAUAAAGUGGAUUGAAGAUGAUACGUAUACACUAGGUGUACCAAUUGAUUGGAUUAAAUAUUUUGAAUAUGAUACUUUUAUAUCUGGAAAUUAUGAUUUAAGUCGAAGCGUUCCCAUUGAAUGGCGAAAUACGAGAAAAGAACCCCAUGGAGGAUGGCCAUGUUAUGAUGGUCUAAUUAUUGCAGUUUCCGGCAAGAUAUCGAAAUUAGAAAAAAAACUUAAAAUAUUUGAAGGUACAAAAUCAUCAAAGCGUGUCACAGUACCUGAAAUAGAACAUUCUUCAAAGAAAAAAAAGGGCAAAAAGUAUAACAAAAUUUAUAAAGAGAAUGAAGAUAAUAAUGAUUCUUUUAAACGCGCAGAAAAGAGAUUGGGAGAAACAAGCAAAAAUAAAUCGUAUCUAAAUAAAAAAACUAAACUUACUACCGAAGAAUAUAUUGAUUAUGAAAUACCUUCCACAAGCUAUUCACAGGAAACUACAGGAAAAAUGAUACCGCGUAAUAUUGUAUUUGAUGAGGAAAAUAUUCAACAAGUCAUAUUAAAUUCAUCUCAUUCUGAAGACGAUUUCAAUAUUGAUACUACAAAAACUUACUCAGUAAACAAAAUUACUUUGGAAACUCUACAUGAAGAUAAUUUAAAGAUCCAAGCUAUGAUCCAACAACUCUUUAAGAGUAUUUCAAAGGCAAAAUUGACAUUGACUGAAUCAAAUGACACAUCUACUUCUUUAGAAGAAGAAAUGGUGGAGAUUCAACCAGGUAGUGGGGUUAAAGUCAGAACUCGUGAUUGGAAAUUAGCCCUUUCACGUCCAACGUUUACUGCAAUGGGACGAACAUUAUUGACUCUUCUUUUUCCACACGAAGUCCUUCUUCGUAGUAAUUUAAAAGGGGGUCCCAGCAAAAUAAAAAGGACUGAUGGAAAAGCUGCUUUUACGGCGCUAAACCCGCGAAUUCUUAGUGCUUUAAUAU